Linnemannia hyalina is the source of this 4497-nucleotide messenger RNA. Lineage: Eukaryota; Fungi; Mortierellomycota; Mortierellomycetes; Mortierellales; Mortierellaceae. The record is from the annotation of a GenBank genome assembly.
AUGAGCAACUUAAACAACGCGACAGGAAACACUGCCGACUCCGUCGCGGCUGUUGUUGAACAGACAGACAUGGCCAAUACCACAUCAGCUCCGUCUUCCAUCACCACCACCGCCGCCACUACAAGCAACUUCAACAAUGAUGCCAGUAGCGGUGGCAGCCGUGACAUAUUUGCCAAUGACGCGCUUCUCCUUGGUCUACAUCCAACAACAGCAGCAACAACAACAGCAGCAGCAUUGACACCGACGCCACCAACGGCAAUACCUCUUCAGCUCACUUCGCUACCAACAGAAGCAAUAGCACCCUCAACAGCAACAUCUGUUUUGGCAUCAACCCUUCCGACCGGGAUCAGCGCCACUACCAUCGACAACACCACCUUCGACCCAAACAUCCUCGCUUCAUUCGCCUCCGCAGUUCCAUCAGGCUUUCCUACUGCUGUUCCUGCAACCAUGCCGUCCAUUGGGUUUCCACCAAUGCCUCUUUCCGCCGCAACUUCGUCAGUUCCUCUUGGCAACGAUGUUUCCUUCACCUCUAUCCCUCCACAACUACCCCAAGACGCUCUUCAAGCGUCGACUAUCCUGCCUGGAUCCUUUCUACCUGCCCAGCAGCAGCAACAACCGUUACCACCCACGUUCAAUGUGUCCAUCCCGUUGACUGUGCCUUCUAUCACCACGACAAACACCGCGUCACCUGUGCAACCACCGCCGGUACAUCAGCAACAGCAACAGCAGUCGUCGCAAGUCGCCGCACUGUCCGCGUCUGCCAAAUUCUUGCAAGAGCAAUUGGACGCGCAAAAGGCCACUGUGGCUUCUAACACAGGUGGGGCGUCACCAGGCCAAAACAAGCAACCUCACUCCCAGCGCGCUGCGUUGGCCAAAAAACAGCAGCAGCAGCAGCAGGACAAGCCCCCACAACCACAACAGCCUCCACAGUCAACUCUCCCAACGACACAGCAACAGCAACAGCAGCCAGGGUUAACGGAUGAGCCGACCCCGCAAAUUUCCACGGACCUACUGGCGAUGGUCGCAGCAGGGACAGCCGUCCCUCCACCAGGCAGGCCACCCUUGUCGAGUUCCCAACAGCUGCAGCAUGAUCUUCAACAGCUCCAGCUUCACAGGGAGCGACAAGCGGCCGCAGAAGCAGAGGUAGCUGCCUCGACGAACGAAGUCGGUACCUCCGUCACGGCCCCCAUAGCAGGCCUCGCUGUUCCCAAUACUACAGCCAACACCAACACCAGUCUGGACGCCAAACUGAAUGCUUCACAGGUUCCAACGAUCGAUGCUCAGACUCGCGCCUUGAAGGCGCUUUUGAGCAAGGGUGACACUCUUAUUCCAGGAACACAGAUCCAAAUAUCAGACGAAAUGAUCAACAAAGCACUGACGAGUCUUGGAGCAUCUGGCGCGAUUGCAGACCUUGCGGCGCUGAAAGGUAUACUGCCUGACAUGGCUCACAGCAUCGCUGAGAAACCCAACACAGGAUCGACAGAGACCAGCAUUACUCCACAAGGCGCCACAACCGCCACUACCGCCACUGCCGCCACUACCAACAAUAACAGUGGCAAAGCGGAUGCCACUGCAAUGAGUGGCGGGGCAACACCUGCAGCCACCAGCGCACCACCCCAAAUUUUCAAGGCGACAUACUCUGGCGUGCCGGUCUUUGAGAUGAUCUGCAGAGGCGUCGCGGUCAUGCGCCGUCGCUCGGAUUCGUAUCUGAACGCGACCCAGAUCUUGAAAGUGGCCGAGUUUGACAAGCCUCAGAGGACGCGUAUUCUGGAGAGAGAGGUGCAGAAAGGAGAGCAUGAGAAGGUGCAAGGAGGAUAUGGAAAGUACCAAGGCACAUGGGUACCGUAUGAGCGUGGUGUUCAAUUAUGUCAGGAAUACAACGUCAUGGAUGUUCUUCAGCCCUUGCUUGGAUAUGAAAUACGUGCAAACAGUCCUCCUCUGGCGCCCAAGCACGUAACUGCAGCGACCAAUCGACCUCGGAAACCCAAGGAGCCGCGUGUGCCAGGAGCCCCAAAAAUCAAGAAACCCAAAACUCCGCGAGCACCCAAGCAUGGAGCGCAGGGGUCAGCAGCUGGUUCGCAACAGGAUACACCUAUGGCGAUGGAAGGCGAGGUGGACGAGAACACAAGUGCUUCCGAAAUGGAGGACGAGGAAAUGCCCAGUCGCGCAGGCAGUGAAGCGAGUAUGGAUGAGACGAUGAGUAUAUUAUCUCGAGGUGCGGAUCAUUCGUCGAGCGAUAUCUCAGACAACGACACCUAUUCCCCAGGACGACGACGCCAACGAUCCUCUGAGCGGUCUCCUCGAUCACGAAAGAAGCAGAACAGUCGACCUGGAGAUGAGCUCUUCAUUGGCUACCAUGGCGGACACGAUAGACAGUCUUCCCAGCAGCAGUCUGGUUACCCUAGUCCAGGUGGACGGUCUCGGCGACGCGAACUUUUGGAUCAGGACGUAGAGAUGCGGUCACGAGAUGAAGCGCAUUCGCCCAGCCUUCGACAUGCAUCACCUAGCCGGCGUCGUGUAGGACAGAGCAGUUCACGCACCAAGGCACAAGGAGAGGAAUCGUGGCAAGACAGCCAAACAUCCAGGGUGACUGCUUCCGAAUCGACACAGAGCCAGUACGCCGAAACACUCCUUGAAUACUUUGUCACGGACCAGACGACCCUACCCUCGAUCCUGACCCACCCUCCGCCUGAUCUGGAUUUCGACCUCAUCAUUGACGAGGAGGGACACACACCCCUGCAUUGGGCAGUCGCCAUGGCACGGAUCAAGAUUGUCAAGCUCCUUGUGCAACACGGCGCCGACAUCUACAGAGUCAACAACCAGGGCCAAACAGCUCUCAUGCGGUCAGUUUUGUUCGCCAACAACUUCGACAUGAAGACGUUCGCCUCACUACUGGAGAUUCUUCAAAAGACCAUCUUUACGAUCGACAAGAAUGACCAGACUGUCUUCCACCACGUUGCAGCAACAGCGGGCAUGCGCGGGAAGGUGCACGCGUCUCGGUACUAUAUGGAAUGUCUCCUGGACAAACUGGCUCUUCACCCCUCUGAGUUGGCGUCGAUCAUCAAUGUGCAGGAUGUGGCAGGGGACACGGCGUUGAUCAUUGCGGCGAGGAUUGGUAACAAGAAGGUCGUCCGAUUGCUUUUGGAGGCUGGAGCGGACGCAAAGAUUCGAAACAAGUCUGGUCGAAAUGCGGAUGAAUUUUUGCAAGAGGCAGAGAAUCAAGCUUCUGGUUCGUCCUCGACUCUGCUUCCUUCUCUGCAACCUUCACCGUCCACAACGGCUCACUCGCAGCAGCAGCAGCAACAACAACAACAGCAACAGCAACAACCUCAUUCGUCUCAAGGAAGCCCCUACCCCUAUCACCAAGCUCAGUUCGGUAACAACAGCACCAGCAGCAACAAUAAUAGCGCCGCCAACAGCAGCAGUGGUAACACUGCACACAGUCAACGCAUGAGCCAUACUAUGGGUCAACAAGCCCACCACUUGCCUGGUACCAUGCCCGUCUCUGCGUCGCCAUCGACACCACGCGUGCACGGUCAUUUGUCGCCCCACCCACAAGGCCAUUCGACCCCGACGAUGCGAUCCGCCACACCCCCAGCACCAAGGCAUGGCGGGUACACUCCGUCGAUGGAUCGGCCGACUAGCGCUGGUUUCCAAGAAUAUUCGUCGUCGUCGUCCUCAUCGAGAAACCCCUUUCAACCCCAAUCUGGACCAUCCUUGCCCUCUGUUGGACAGUCGUUUGGUCAUUCUCGACCAAGUCCCAUCCACGAUCCCUCGUCCUUAUCUCGUGGAGGCAGUGGCGGUCAAGGCGGUCUCGCACCGAUAGACGGAACGAGACCUGUAGAAUUGGGACCUACAGCAAGCCUGUCGGGUAGCGGCAGCGGUCUGGGUGGUAGCGGCGGCGUACGAGCGUCACAAAGGAUGAUCCCUGCAGUGACCGAGCUGUUUGAGCACCUGACGCAGUCGUAUGAGAAAGACUUGUAUGAGAAAGAGCAAGACUUGUUGGAUGCACGCAAUCUGCUGCACAGUAUCCAGUCGGAGGUGCAGGAGGGUCAUCGUACGAUGGACGAGCUCCGCAACAAGACGAUGUACUUGGGUCAGGCAGAGGACCAGAUCCGGACGCUGGAAGGUAUGAUUCGACAGGAGAUUAAUCUUCGGCAGCGGCUGAGGAUUGAGGACCUGGUAACUCAGGAGGAAAACCGAUUGAGGCGUGAGAGGGAAAUGGAGAAGGAGCGGACCGGACAUGGACCGGUGGACGGUGGACGUGUGUUGGCGAUGGAAAGAGAGGCUAUGGAGUUGAGGGUCAGUCUCUCGCAGAUGCAGCAGUCGCGUAAAGAACAGGUGGAGCAGAUUGUUCAGCUCAAGAGUCAGCAGGGCAAGAGGCGCCAAGAGUACAAGCGGCUGAUUGCGCUGUGCUGUAAUGUAUCUAUUGACGAGGUCGAUGGACUUUUAGGACCGUUGCUCAACACCCUCGGUAACGAAGACGGCGUCGCUUAG